AUGGUAGAACAACUGGCAACGUAUCGAAAAUAUGAGUGUUUUAUAAAACGUAUAUUGUUAUGUGCCGGUUUAUGGCCUAUGGAAAAUACGAGGAAUUUAUGUUUCUAUCGAUAUUUACCAAUUUUCACUGUAUUAUCUGGAACCUUUAUGUUUUUUGGUUCAUUGAAAUUCUGUCUAGAAAAUCUUGAUAAUAUAAAAGUAUUAACGAAAGGGCUCAGUCCUUUAGGAAGUUUUGCUUUAGUAGCUGUAAAGGCACUGAUGUUCUUUUUAUAUCGAGAGCAAUUACACGAAUUGAAUAUGAAUCUCGAAUCGAUGUUCGAAGAAAUGCUUAAAAAAACACAUUGUCGACCUGUUAUAUUGUCAUUGCUAAAUCUUUUUAAACGUCCUGCAUAUUUUGUUUACUAUUUGACCAUGUUUGUAAUACUAAUGUAUUUAUUUAGAUCGUUUUUAUUGAUCGUCUAUCAAGUUAUCAAGAACGUCAGUCCCAAACAUUAUAUUCUUCCCUAUCCUGCCACUUUUCCAUGGAUCGAUGGAACUCCGAAUAUGGUUUUUCAAGUGCAAUUUCUUUUCGAAAUUAUAUUCGGUUGGUUCGUGAUUUCCGUGACCAGCGCCGUCGAUACGGUUUACGGAUUUUACAUAUUUCAAAUGAGUGGAGUUUUACGUGCCAUGUGUUUCGAAUGUGAGAAUCUUGGAAAAUCAUCUAAGGAGCUCGAUGUUAUUCUACGUAACUGCAUUAAAAGACAGAUCUUACUUUUACGUUGUCGUGAUAUCAUACAAAAUGUUUAUGGACCAAUCGUGCUGUGCUUAAUAGUGAGCAGUGUCAUCGUCCUAUGUGCGUUGAUAUUUCAAAUGUUUCAGACAGAAAUAAGUAUAGGUAAAACUGUUCUGUUUCUUAUUUAUGGGAUGAUGAAAAUGACCCAAGCAUUUUUGUAUUCUUGGUAUGGAAGUAUUCUUGGUGUUGAGAGUGAAGCAUUCCGACAAAGUAUUUAUUGCUGUGGAUGGUAUCAGGAUGGAAAUAUUAAACUGAUGAAAGGUGUUCUUCUUAUAUUGGUACAGAAACCAAUUAUAUUGACAGCAUGUCACCUCUUUUGUAUUUCAUUGGAUCUUUUCAUUAAGAGUUAUAUAAGAGUUAUUAAAGUUAUAUAUAAGUUAUAUAAGACCAUUUUAUAUAAUCAUUUAGAUUUACUUGAUAUGAGAGAUAUAAUGACUGGGAAAAUAUUACUGAUCCUCUCUUCAUUCUGUGUUCAAAAUCAUGCAUAA
This is a messenger RNA of Vespa crabro (European hornet), 1260 nucleotides long. Its product is annotated as odorant receptor 23a-like. Gene Ontology annotation, cellular component: plasma membrane. Gene Ontology annotation, molecular function: odorant binding; olfactory receptor activity. The record is from RefSeq and is a predicted model, not a curated record. Bases 1 to 1260 code for a protein of 419 amino acids. The transcript has 7 exons. Gene Ontology annotation, biological process: sensory perception of smell; detection of chemical stimulus involved in sensory perception of smell. Lineage: Eukaryota; Metazoa; Arthropoda; Insecta; Hymenoptera; Vespidae.